GCAAGACGAACAAGCCUGCUAGAUUUUACAACACCAAUGCUUCUUUAACCUCGAUAUCAAAAGAGGAACGUCGAAGUAGUAGUCGAACUCGACGUGCUGGGAGGUCAGCGACGACUACGACUACUACCAGUAGGUAUACUACGGCAACCAGCACCACAGCAAGCAGAUCAUACGGAGAUAUGGCUAAGAGUGAAGCUCGAAGAGCGACGAGUACAACUGCAGUUGCAAGGAAAGGCUCUGCCUCAAGGGGUAGACGGUUGAAGAGCAGAAAACGAGACGUUGAAGAUCGAGAUAUUAAGGCCCCCAGUGUAGGUACAUGCAUUCUCCUACAUAGUGAUCCUUGCUUCUUCCUUUUCUAUUUAGUUGAAAAAGAAGCCAGGAUCUCCUCCAAGGGUAAUUAUAAAGAGUAUCUAAGGUCGAACGAGGCUCACGAAGUCGCGAGCGAUCCGCUGGACGUACUGCUGGACAACGUUGUACGUCUAUUAAGGGUAGGUUAAAGGUGCUUUUCUUACCGUUUUUUAUGCCUCUCCUAAGGGAGAAAGGCAUAAAAAGCGGGGUAAGCGAGCACCAAAAACCUACCUCUAAGUCUACUACCACUGCUACUACUACUACGACCAUCUCUGAGACGUCGACCAGAAUUAUCAAGACAGUGAAUAUUGGCCUCCCAGUAAAACCUAGUCAAAGAAAUAAGGGAACGUCUCAGAGGCGAAGGAGGAGUCCCUCUACAAGAGCUUCUAGAAGACCGCAGCGGGAAGAAUGUGCCAGAAGAAGUUUCUCACGAAGUCGCAGACAAGAACGGGAAAAGGAAC
Messenger RNA from Amoebophrya sp. A25, 809 nucleotides. NCBI's taxonomy places the organism in Eukaryota, Dinophyceae, Syndiniales, Amoebophryaceae. The record is from the annotation of a GenBank genome assembly.